Molecule: messenger RNA, 1113 nt
Organism: Fraxinus pennsylvanica
Lineage: Eukaryota; Viridiplantae; Streptophyta; Magnoliopsida; Lamiales; Oleaceae
Source: the annotation of a GenBank genome assembly
AUGCUACUCUUCAUUAACUCCCUUCGUUUUCUCUCUCGAAAACACCUUGUCUCUCUUCCAAAACUCAUUUUCGUUCCCGAACCCAUCUCACUCACAGUCUCUGCAUCAAAAAUGGAGUUGGAAUCACCUACUACGUUGAUGUUAUGCGGAAAAUCAAGUACAGAGAACGAAUUAGCCAGGUUGUUGAAGAUCAAUAACACGUUAAGACUUCCAGAUAAUGCUUCCAUAAAUGUUAUUUUGCAUUCGGAGAAUGAAAAACAAGAGAGCUUACAAAAGGACGCGUUUCAGAUAGAUUCAUAUAUGAAUUCUCUUUCAACUUCCCGUGUCGGAAAAUUCCUCAUUUACUCUCCCAAAUUGGCUUCCACACACGAUGUUGUUUCCCAUAAUUUUUGCGAGUUGCCUUUAGGCGCAGUAUGUGUAGCUGAUGUGCAGCUCAAAGGCAGAGGUCGGUCAAAGAAUUUGUGGGAGUCACCGAAGGGAUGCCUAUUGUUUUCAUUUACAAUACAAAUGGAAGAUGGUCGAGUGGUGCCUCUUGUGCAGUAUGUUGUGAGUCUGGCAAUGUCUGAGGCAAUUAAUGAUGUUUGUCUUCAAAAUGGUAUACCACCUCUCAAUGUUAGAAUAAAGUGGCCAAAUGAUCUGUAUUUAGAUGAUCUUAAAGUGGGAGGCAUUUUGUGCACAUCAACAUAUAGAUCAAAGAAGUUCAAUGUCAGUGCUGGAAUUGGCUUGAAUGUUAGUAAUGAGAAACCAACAACAUGCUUGAAUGCAGUUAUACAAAGAUUGACCUCCGUUGCAUAUCAACUACGACGAGAAGAUAUCAUGGCAGCUUUCUUCAAUAAAUUUGAGAACUAUUACGAUAUUUUCAUAUGUCGAGGCUUCCAAGUACUUGAGGAAUUGUACUACAAGACAUGGCUGCACAGUGGACAGAGAGUCGUAGUUCAGGAAAAGAAUGAAAAUCAGGAUCAAAUUUCAGAGAAUGUAGUCACCAUCCAGGGUAUAACGACUUCCGGGUAUUUAUUAGCUUCCACUGAAGAUGGUCAAGCAUGCGAGCUUCAUCCAGAUGGAAACAGUUUCGAUUUCUUUAAAGGACUUGUGAGAAGAAAACUGGUGGUCUGA